AUGAAGAAGGGUGUUGCAGCCUUGUUUGUGAUGGUUGUAAUGGCAGUGGCGCUGGUUCACGACACCGCAGCCAUGACCUGCAACCUGUUGGAGCUCGUUUCGUGCAGCGUGGCGAUCAAGUCGGGGGAGAAUCCGUCCGCGGAGUGUUGUGCUAAGCUCAAGGAGCAGCAACCGUGCUUCUGCCAGUACAUCAGGAACCCUCUCUUGAAGCCUUACGUAGACUCUCCUAAUGCUAAGAAAAUUGCUGCCGCCUGCGGAAUCCAGCCUCCGACUUGCUGAUUUCGUAAUUCUUUUCUGUAUUGUUCCAAUUUUAUCAGAUGUCUCCAAAGGGAUAUAUAUCCUCUUCUUAAUUCUUAUUUCUAAUCACGGAUUAUCGAGUUUUGCUAUA
Molecule: messenger RNA, 388 nt
Organism: Salvia hispanica
Lineage: Eukaryota; Viridiplantae; Streptophyta; Magnoliopsida; Lamiales; Lamiaceae
Source: RefSeq, a predicted model, not a curated record